Amborella trichopoda is the source of this 1861-nucleotide messenger RNA. NCBI's taxonomy places the organism in Eukaryota, Viridiplantae, Streptophyta, Magnoliopsida, Amborellales, Amborellaceae. The record is from RefSeq and is a predicted model, not a curated record.
ACUAUACAUUGUGCACUGCACUCUCCGAAUAUGCACAGGCGGGUUUAGGUGUCUGUGCUGGUCAAGAGAUCAGCAUUGUGAACUUGUAAGUUAUAACUGUUAUUUGAGCAGCAGAGAUGUAAUGAAGAAGACAAUCGCAUUUGGUCGCUCGUUUCGGUUGUCAUAGAGAGUGUGAGGGAGUUGGCGCCAUGAGAGGAGGGGAUGCAAGGAACUGGGACGAAGAAGGCUACAGGACGAGUGUCAUUGAAGAGAGGGAGGCCCUAACCCUAACUGUAUUCCGUACCGCUUUUGCCCCCUCCCCUAACCCUAACCCUAACCCUGACAUCAUAGUCGCUGCUUGCAGUGAUGGCUCUGUUGCUCCCUUCUCCAUUUCCUCUUUCAUCUCCUCAUACCCAUCUUCGUUAAAGAGCAACGAUCAUCAUCAGCAUCUGCUUGAUAAUCAGGUGGCAGAUCCACUUUACUCUCUUCAAGGACAUCAAGGCCCAGCUUAUGAUGUCAAAUUUUAUGGUGAUGGAGAAAAUGCUUUGUUAUUAAGUUGUGGUGAUGAUGGACGUAUUCUAGCUUGGAGUUGGAAGGAAAUUCUGAACUCAGUCAUGCCUUCGGAUGGGAAAGGAAAUUAUUUUGAUCCAGUUUUCUAUUUGGUUAAUCCUCAGCACAAAGGUCCCUGGGGUGCACUUUCGCCGAUACCAGAAACAAAUGCCAUCAGUACAGAUGUUCAGGGUGGUCGCAUAUUUGCUGCUACUGGUGAUUCUUGUGCAUAUUCUUGGGAUGUGGAGACAGGUAAAUGCACAAUGGAAUUUAGAGGACAUUCGGACUAUUUGCAUUGCAUUGCUGCUCGGUGUUCCAGCAAUCAGAUCAUCACUGGUUCUGAGGAUGGAACAGGCCGAAUAUGGGACUGUAGAAGUGGCAAGUGUACCCGUGUUCUGAAUCCAACAAAAGAUAUGACAGAGGGGAAAGGUCAGAAGCAUGCCUAUCGAUGGGUCAGCUGUGUUGCUGUUGAUGCAAGUGAAACUUGGUUGGCUUGUGGGAGUGGCAGCAGUUUAUCCCUCUGGAGUCUUCCUACGUAUGAUUGCAUUUGGAGCUAUGAGACUCAAUUUCCAAUUCAAGAUGCAUUGUUUGAUAAGAACCAGAUUCUUGCGGUUGGGGCAGAACCAGUUCUUACUCGUUUCAACAUUGAUGGGAAGGUUCUGUCCCAGAUACAGUGUGCUCCUCAAUCAGCGUUUUCAGUUUCACUACAUCCCACUGGCGUUGUUUCGGUUGGAGGCUAUGGAGGAUUGGUUGAUGUUAUGUCAGAAUACGGGACCCACUUGUGUGCUUUCCAUUGCAGAGGUAUCUGCCUAUGAUGAGGAAACUGCCCUGUCAAGCUUAUUCAGCAGUCACAAGGUACUCAACCAAUGUAGGUGGUAUGUAAACAUAAUUCAGAGCUGGCAUGCUAUUCGUCAUUCCAUAAAUGCUCAAAAGGUCUCUCUCUCUCUCUCGCUCUCUCUCUCUCGUAUCUUAUGCAUUGGAGGUUGGUAUGAUCUUACUCUUUGUUUGGGGAGGCUAAAUUUUGGGAAUAGGGUCAUUUUCUCCCUCCACCCAUUUAGCAUUUAGAAACAGCCGAGCGUAAUAUGCUGCUAUAUUCACUGGUGCCUUCUUUUUGUGACCCCGCUUGUGAACAAGAUGCUGCUAAAACCCCAUUUGUAAAUUAUUUUCUUGCUCUGUGGAGCUGUUAAACUGUCCAAAUGGGGUUUGUCUUAUGAAAGUUAUAAUGUUUCACAAUUCUGAGCGAUUAUAGUUGUUGAACAAUUUUUGUUGUUAUUUUUUGUAAUGGGAUUAUAUAUUAUACGACCAUUUAGUUUUGAAAUUAAAACAAUCACAA